Molecule: messenger RNA, 757 nt
Organism: Amborella trichopoda
Lineage: Eukaryota; Viridiplantae; Streptophyta; Magnoliopsida; Amborellales; Amborellaceae
Gene: FRO1
Product: NADH-ubiquinone oxidoreductase-like protein
Biological process (GO): electron transport chain
Source: RefSeq, a predicted model, not a curated record
UAUAAGGCACUUUCUCUGUGUAUCGUUGAUGCAAAGGGGUACACCGAUCGCCAAAAUGGCCGGGAUUCUGGGGCGGAGUGUUUCUCAUCGGGUUUUGCGUUCCGGCGAAAUUAUCCGGCGAAGAUUUUUCUCCUCGGACGCUCUCGUCAAGAUCAAAUCGGGCGAAAUCGGUAUGGUUUCAGGAAUUCCAGAAGAACACCUUAACCGAAGGGUUUUAAUAUACUCACCAGCUCGAACGGCAUCACAGCAAGGGUCCGGAAAAGUUGGGAAGUGGAAAAUCAAUUUUCUCUCGACACAGAAGUGGGAGAAUCCACUGAUGGGCUGGACAUCUACUGGGGACCCCUAUGCAAAUGUUGGUGAUGCAGCGUUGUACUUUGACAGCGAAGAGGCUGCUAAGGCCUUUGCUGAAAAACAUGGUUGGGAUUACGAGGUCAGAAAGCGUCACACACCGCUUCUCAGGCCGAAGGCUUAUUCUGACAAUUUUAAGUGGAAAGGCCCUCCCAUGUCUGAGCCUGAGUGACUCCAUUUUCGAUUGUUUUCACUUUUCACUUCCUGGGUGGCGCUCAGGGAGAGAGGAUCAUGGGAAGCCCCAGUUCUGAUUAUGGUACCAUUUCCUUGGUUUUUUGAGAUGUAAUCCUUGACCGUGAUUUCGGGUUCUCCGUUAUAGUUUCCAUUUCUGUACUGAGAAACUUCUCAAUGUAAGAACAAGAUCAACACUUUCUUAAUGAAAUAAACUGGGGUUUUCAUUUGUCACCUU